GUUUAAGUUUAUCCUUAUUUUCAAGUUUGUUCAUCAUUUUGUGCUUAAAUGUGUAAUGCCUUGAUUUAAAUAGAAAUACGCAACGAUGUCUGUUACAAGUUUGACUUUGUUUAUUACAUUUUUUGUAAUAUCUAAUCUUGGUCCGGUCUCAUCAGAAUGCACAAUUCCCAUAGUACUGAGAAACACAUGGUUUUCUUACGAAAAUGGACAACAAACUAUAACCGAUAUUAAUGCUAAUGAAAUGACAGGAAGGGGCGUUUGUGUAAAUAUUAAGGCAGAUUACCAUGUCAACUAUACAAUGGUAUUUCGAUACACAAAUUGCUAUUACUGCGUGAAAUUGAUAGCACGCACGGUAAAUGUUUUAGAAAAGAUUGAGACUCCUUGUGUAGAUGUGGCUCCGGAUGAAGAGCCAACUGUUGAGAGAGUGUGCCGCAGUUUGAUUCCUGAUCAACAGUUUAUAACCUUAUUCUCUGAAAAUUCAGUUCCAGUAAAUUGUCGUUCAUCACUUGAAGGAGUGUGGCAGUUUGCUUAUCAGAACCGGUUUCGUUUCACCGGAGAGUGCAACCACCCAGAUGCACAGAUCAAAUCAUGUCAAACUGCAGGCACACAGUUUUUAAUUACCAAUCAGAAGUUUAACAUAACUUAUAGAAAGUGUCCAGGAAUGUCUGGCACUUUUGAUGGUGUGGUUGAAUAUAGCUGUUUGGGACAUUGGUUUGUGGAUAAAAACCAUUUCUUUGCUGUUGCUAACACGAAAGAGUCACGUAAAGACGAACGAUAUCGUUGCUUCCUUAAGAACAGAGAUGAUGAUCUGUACAUUGGUGCCUCUAUAACACCACAGUGCAGUACAUUGAAGACAGUCGAAAAAUCUCCAGAGAGAUAUCGCGUUACUCCAGUUAAGGCUGAAGUGGUUGAACCUGGUUGUCGUUUACCACAAAAUUUCUCUGGAGACUGGAUCAAUACAGCGAACAUAGAUGCAGAUGUAUUCAUCAACGAAACGCAUAUCAUUGAAACAUACUAUCCGGAUGAAGGUCGAUUUAGACGUACUAUCUAUGUGUGCAGGGAACAACGAGAUAGUAGGGUUAUGAUGGCGCGACUUACAGUGGACGGUUGUCAAAAGGAUUAUGUUUGCUUUGAUUUUAUGCCUCAGCAUCACAAUGUUAUAAGGUUCCGUAAAGGUUUGGCAAUGAUACAAAGUAAUUUCCACACUGUUUGCUCAUGGGUACAAUUUCCUAACAAGCAGCAAUGGCGAUAUGAUAUAUUCCUUAAGAAAGACCCGUCGCCCAUUCGCUGUCCUGUAGCUGGUAAAUUUAAUUUUACCCAAAGAGGAGAUGUUAGAUUUGAAACUAGGAUACUUGGUGGAGUAACUUUAAGUCCUCGUCCAAACCUUUACUGCAAAAUCAACAUAAGUGAUUUCUCAGUGUGUGAUACUGAUCAGAAAACAAUACAAAUAAAGGAAAAUUACUGUCUGUCUGUGGAUCAUUUAGGUAGACCUGUAGAUAUAUACAGUGAUCCGGAUUACAAGAUGAAAUGUAUCGGAUAUUGGAAAGAGAAUUUGAAAUCUUAUCUCAUUACUUAUGAUGAAUUGGAUCCUUUCUCCAAAUACCGUUGCUGGGUAUAUCAGAGAGCGGAUUUAAACAGGGUGCUAAUGUCUCAAGCAUUGGGUCCGUAUUGCGAUUUGAAACAAGACGUAACAUCAUGGAACUACACAGAAGGCGCAGCUGUUGCUAUAGAAAUGGAGGAAUACGAAAGGGAACGGGAUCAAUGCCCGAUGCAUUUCGAUGAUGGCAGUGACCCGUGGGCAACUAAAGAAAAUUAUAUAAAAAUAUUUACAUUCAGCUAUUCGUUUUGGAAAAACAAUGGUGCAUCAGUGUUGCAAGUAACUAAUUUACUUAUAUUGAUAGUUACUUUGUCAUUUUGUAAUAGAAUUUUUUAAAGUGAUUAUUUUAAUAUGUAUU
Messenger RNA from Papilio machaon (common yellow swallowtail), 1955 nucleotides. RefSeq lists its product as uncharacterized. NCBI's taxonomy places the organism in Eukaryota, Metazoa, Arthropoda, Insecta, Lepidoptera, Papilionidae. The coding region runs from base 86 to 1933 and encodes 615 amino acids. The transcript has 9 exons. The record is from RefSeq and is a predicted model, not a curated record.